Messenger RNA from Pseudovirgaria hyperparasitica, 1588 nucleotides. RefSeq names its product SWIB-domain-containing protein. The record is from RefSeq and is a predicted model, not a curated record. The transcript has 4 exons. The coding region runs from base 236 to 1093 and encodes 285 amino acids. Gene Ontology annotation, biological process: transcription initiation at RNA polymerase I promoter; nucleolar large rRNA transcription by RNA polymerase I. NCBI's taxonomy places the organism in Eukaryota, Fungi, Ascomycota, Dothideomycetes, Acrospermales, Acrospermaceae. Gene Ontology annotation, cellular component: RNA polymerase I upstream activating factor complex; nucleus. Gene Ontology annotation, molecular function: RNA polymerase I cis-regulatory region sequence-specific DNA binding.
CGGUAUAGACCACCCAUCUGCAUACCCAACGUAUACCGUGCCGGGCAUUUGAGACUACGUUCUACCGCUUACGUCGACUGCACCGAACGAAGGCUUGCUAUAUACCUCUCCACCAUCAUCAUCCCGUGGGCAUAAACUUACCAGCGCUUUAUACUGGAGCGUGUUCUUGAGUCGCAAUCCCAACGUGUCCCCGCAUUUACCCUCUACACAACCUUGAUCGUUCACCACCUAUAUCAUGACUUUACCUCCAGAAGCCCAAGCGUCCUAUGCGACCAUCAUUGACAGCAUCCUCAAAGGCGCUGAUCUGAAUACCAUCUCUGCCAAGCGAAUUCGGAAAGGGCUCCAGGCUCAGCUCGAAUAUGACAUAAGCGACCAGAAGGAAGCGAUCAAUGCCUUAAUAUACGCGCGGUUCGAUAAACAAAACGAGCGCAACGAAGCCACAGCCGCCCCGAGCAUCGAGGUGCCACCGCCCCCUACGAAGGCCGCUACGAAUUGCAUCAAGACUGAAAAUAAGAUUAAGAAGGAACCUACUCCUCUGCCUAAGAAGCGCUCGGAACCUCAUGACUGCGACGAACAAGACCCGACGCCAUCAACGGAGCAGUCACCUCCACCGAAGAAGAAGAUUAAGAGGAUAUCUCAGUCUCAGGAAGAAGACGAUGCAGCAUACGCGGCACGCCUGCAGGCAGAGCUAAAUCGGGUCCAAGGUCGCUCCACUAGAAGAAGGAAUGAUCGCAAGAAGCCGAAACCGGUUGCAAAAAAGGCCAAGAAAAAGAGUGCCACCAAAGUGAACAGCGACGACGACAGUGAUGUGGCUUCAGGCGAUAAAAAGCCGGUAAAACGUACAGGAGGCUUCCAUAAGCCUCUUAACCUCUCCCAACCUCUCUCUGAGCUUUUGGGCGAAACUCAGCUCUCACGUCCACAGGUUGUGAAGCAGAUAUGGGCAUAUGUCCGCGAGCGUGAACUACAAGAUCCUAGUGAUAAGCGCCAGAUACGCUGUGAUAACCGUAUGCACGCUGUCUUCAAGACCGAGCGAGUGCAAAUGUGCACUAUGAACAAGAUUCUCAGCCGACAUUUGUACGCUGUUGACGAGUGAACGCAUGAAUAUCUCCUUAUCCUGAAACACUUGCGACUGACGAGGAUGUUACUUCUUCACGAUUUACGAGUCAUCUUUCCUCUGACCCUUUCGAGAUUCAUUAUACGGCGGUCUGGACGGUGCCGCCCUGCUACUCUCAGAGCAUCCUUGAAGACCAAGGUUUCGAUGUGAUCCUUGCGUCUUCCCUCUAAACACCGUCCUGGAUCCUCCCACCGGCUUCUCUCUCGUAUCUUAGCUGGCAUUGGCGUUUGUAAUCUGGUCUAUGGGUCUGCUUUCACCCGACUGUUGAUUUAUGAAUGCUCUAUCAUCACUCCUCUAAGGACCCUCUUCGUAUUAGACAUCUAUAUAUAAGGGCAGGACACGGACUCUCUGGUUAUAGGGCAGGACACGGACUUUCUGGACAUAGGGCAGGGCUAUAGGAGCUGUAUGUAGUCUUUACCAGGCGAGUUAUGUCGAAUCGAUAUUUCACCAAACAAUACCAUACCAUACAAGCAC